GUGUGUGUGUGGUUGGGGCGUGUUACCCUCUCUGAAUAGGUCUUUUAUUUUGAAGUUUCUCUGAGUUGUUCUUCAGUGCUCAGCCUUGUUCUUAGUCCUCAGUCAUGUCGAACAUCAGCGCCCCUAACAGCAGCCUGGUCCUCGUCCAGAAGGCCGUGAAGCAGCUUCGUCUGGAGGCCAGCGUGCGUCGGAUAAAGGUUUCUCAGGCGGCUGCAGAACUGAAGACCUUCUGCCUGCAGAAUGCCCACAAAGACCCCCUCCUCACCGGGGUGCCCUCCAGUGAUAACCCCUUCAGGCCCCCCAAGUCAUGCAUCCUCCUCUGAUACCUGUUAAAGAGUGCAAAAAACAAACGCCUGAUCACUGUGGAUUUCUGUCAUGUGCCCCAAUGCCUCUGAAGAAAAGGAAGCCGAGAACAAACACACACACCAAACACAAAAGUGGGUAGUUUAUAUCAGAUGCAUUGAAUUUUCCGAUUUAAAGUUCGAAAAAUUCAUAAUGCAAAAGGUUUCUAUUUACCAACAGCUCUUUUAAAUAAAUGUUGAUUCCUGUAAUAUAUUUUGGAGACACAGGAGCCUCGAAAUGCCAUUUUGUGCACGCUAGGCAAAAACGAUCUAUAAAGCAGAAUAAACUCUUGAAAAAAAGAGGAAGUAAAGCUGACAAACUGUUAUCUAAGGAUAGAGGGUGUCGUUUUUCUCAUACUGAUAUUCUGAACAAUCUGUGCUGUUGUAUUUGCUGUAAAGUGUCUCUACUGUAGGCUAUUUUUAUUAUAUGUACAGCACUUUGGCUCGACCAAAAAUCGUUUAUAAAUGUGCUAUAUAAAUAAAACUUGAUUUGAUUUGAUUUGAUACAUGGAUGGGAAGUUGUAUUAUUCACCAUUAAA
Messenger RNA from Gymnodraco acuticeps, 880 nucleotides. RefSeq lists its product as uncharacterized. Gene Ontology annotation, biological process: G protein-coupled receptor signaling pathway. Gene Ontology annotation, molecular function: G-protein beta-subunit binding. Lineage: Eukaryota; Metazoa; Chordata; Actinopteri; Perciformes; Bathydraconidae. Bases 105 to 323 code for a protein of 72 amino acids. The transcript has 3 exons. The record is from RefSeq and is a predicted model, not a curated record. Gene Ontology annotation, cellular component: heterotrimeric G-protein complex.